This is a messenger RNA of Paramecium primaurelia, 705 nucleotides long. The record is from the annotation of a GenBank genome assembly. Lineage: Eukaryota; Ciliophora; Oligohymenophorea; Peniculida; Parameciidae.
AUGAAGCAUCAGAACUUCUUACUCUAGAAUAACAAUUACAAGUAAGACAGUUGGUAAGAGUGCUUUUAGCAUGCUACUUCAGAAUUUCAUACACUCAAAGUAUCUUAUGAGAAGUACCAUGAGAUAUGGAGAGAGCUUCUAUUAAAGAAUGAGUAUCAACCUACUCAGACUAUUCCCAUUUGUCAAAUAGGAUCAGCAAAGAAGAGUCUCCUCAAAUAGUAACUUAGUUCCAAUAUCGAUCCUCUACUGUAUCCAAGCAUAUCAUAAAAAGUGCUACUGUUUAACAUUUAAAUGUUAUAUCAAUUAAAGAGUUGAACACAUUAACUAAAUUAAUUGAAAGAGAACCAGUUUUUAAAAUUCCAACUAUUCUCACUGACUCUGAAAUCCAACUUGAUCGAUUAAUAGAAAUAGUAAGGAAUCAAAUUACAAGUGAAACCUCACCAAUAUGUUUAUGGAUAAUUGAUUUUUGGUCAUGUAUUGAAAGAUUCGAAAGGAUAUUUGAUCAAUACAUAAAUCUAAUUAGCAAAUAUGAAGCUAGACUUGAAAGUUCUAUUAAAACAUCUUCAGAGUUAAGUAUUCAGAAGUAGCUUAGUAAUAUCUCUAUUUAUUCUAGAAUUAUCAUAUGAUGAGAUCAAAAAAAAAAGUAUUUCUGAAAAAGAAUUGAAUUCCUAAAAAGAUUCUUGUAUUAAAUGUUGUAUAUUCUGA